This is a messenger RNA of Magnolia sinica, 2580 nucleotides long. Its product is annotated as protein NRT1/ PTR FAMILY 4.6-like. Gene Ontology annotation, biological process: transmembrane transport. The transcript has 4 exons. Gene Ontology annotation, molecular function: transmembrane transporter activity. Gene Ontology annotation, cellular component: membrane. Lineage: Eukaryota; Viridiplantae; Streptophyta; Magnoliopsida; Magnoliales; Magnoliaceae. The record is from RefSeq and is a predicted model, not a curated record. The coding region runs from base 649 to 2469 and encodes 606 amino acids.
AUGUCAGGGCUUCUUUGAUGGUGGAUCGAAUACAAACGUCUCUACAAUAAACUUAAUAUAUGAAUUUGACGUGUGGAUGAUUUAAUCUAAUCCAUCAGAAGAUGCAUCCAACCAGGCAUGAAUGGCCACCCGAAAAUCAGGCCAUUCCAAAACUCAGGUGUGUCACAACAUGACAUUUUUUAACGUUUAAGGCAUGAUUUUAGAUGAUGUGGUCCAUUUGAGUUUUAGAUCAACAUGCGUUUUGAGAUCAAAAGAGAAUAGGAUGGGGUGCACAUGAUGGAUGAAUGGAUUGAAUGUGAAAAAAGAAGGAAAAAAACCACUCUGAGCCUCUUCUCAUACCAUAGAUUAUCCACCCACCACUCAAAAUGAUAAAGGGUACCUCAAUAAUUUCACCUACCAAGGAUUAAAAUUUUGCUUCUUUAUAGAAGAAUCCAAAAGAAAAUAAAUCCAAAAUUGCACAUCUAUAAUUUUACUUCUCAUAAAUUAGUCGUAAGGUAUCUUCCCUCUUCCUGUCCUUUCCCUUACAAAGAGAACUGCCAUCUCUCUAUAUAAAUAAUAGUCUCCCACACCUUGUCCCUCAACUAUAUUUUCCUGCUUCUCCUAUAUUCAAAGCGCCCACACACACUCACUUCCACUCUAUUACAAACAAUGGAGAAAAGCAUGGAAAUCUCCAAAGAUAGUGAAAAAGGGGUUGUGUCAAGCGCAGUAGAUGGUUUCAUUGAUUACAAGGGUAACCCUGUUAACAAGUUCAGGCAUGGAGGAAUUAAGGCAACCAUCUUCGUUUUCGCUGCGGCGGCUCUGGAGAACAUGGCAAACCUUGGAACAUCAGCGAAUUUGAUAACAUAUUUCUACUUGCACAUGCAUUACAGCAUGUCAGAAUCGGCGGACAUGUUGACCAACUAUAUGGGAACAACCUUCCUACUCUCUUUGGUGGGGGCCUUCAUCUCCGAUGCCUAUCUCACAAGAUCAAAGACCCUCCUUAUCUUUGGCUCCUUUGAAUUAUUGGGCUUCAUGCUACUCACCAUCCAAGCACGCGUAAAGUCGCUUCAAGAGCCACCAUGUCAAAUAUUCAAUCCUCUUGCCAACUGCCAACAUGUUAAUGGAAGGAAGGCCACUUUUCUUUUCUCGGGUCUGUAUCUGAUUGCAUUGGGAUCAGGAGGCCUCAAGGCAACUUUGCCGACCUUAGGUGCUGAUCAGUUCGAUGAGAAUGAUUCAAAGGAGCGCAGUCUCAUCUCUUCCUUCUUCAAUUUCUUCCUAUUUAGUCUUUGCGUAGGCUCUUCCAUUGGUGUGACCUUCCUCGUCUGGCUUCAGGACAAUAAGGGAUGGGAUGUUGCUCUUUCCAUUUCAACAUCAGCCAUCUUUCUUGGCCUCCUCAUUGUCUCUUUGGGAUACACCAUGUAUCGCAACAAGAUCCCAGCUGGAAGUCCCUUCACUAAGAUCCUUCAAGUCCUUGUGGCGGCCUUUAGGAACCGUAAUCUUGACUUACCAAACAACGAAUCUCACCUGUAUGAAGAGAAGACCGGCAAGAAUUCAGAUAAGGAUAGACUUCACCACACACAACAAUUUAGGUUCUUAGACAAGGCCGCAAUCCUUCCCCAAAAUGAAGAAGCUCUUGUAAGCGACACGAGUGAAUGGAAGCUAUGCACAGUCACAGGUGUUGAAGAAGUGAAGAUUCUACUGAGGAUGGUUCCCAUCUUCGCAUGCACUUUGCUGAUGAACACAUGUCUUGCUCAGCUCCAGACGUUUUCGGUCCAACAAGGGAUUACAAUGGAUAACAAGGUAGGGAGCCUCAAGAUACCGCCGGCUUCAUUACCUAUCAUUCCCAUGACCUUUAUCGUCAUCCUCACACCCAUCUAUGAUAGGGUGUUUGUUCCCUUUGCUAGAAAGCUAACAGGACUGGAAACUGGGAUCACCCACCUACAACGUGUGGCAGUUGGAUUAGUCCUGUCCAUCCUUUCCAUGGCCGCAGCUGCGAUUGUAGAAUCAAAGCGUAAGGACGUGGCAAAGGAACACCAUCUUGUUUUUGCCAAUCCAAUGAUGACUAAAUUACCCAUGAGUGUGUUCAUGUUGAGCUUCCAAUUUUUUAUAUUUGGGAUCGCCGAUCUUUUCACCUUCGUGGGUUUACUUGAGUUCUUCUACAGCCAAGCUCCAACAGGGCUUCGGUCGUUGGGCACUGCAUUCGCUUGGUGCUCCAUGGCUCUUGGGUUUUUCUUCAGUUCUGUGUUAGUCAAUGUCGUCAAUGCCGUGACGAAGAAUUCUACAAGCAGCAAAGGUUGGCUAAAUGGGAACAACCUCAACACAAACCACCUCGAUCUGUUCUACUGGUUGGUUGCCAUCCUCAGUUUCCUCAACUUCCUCAACUACCUCUACUGGGCGAAUUGGUACAAGUACAAGCAAUCAGGGACGGGGUUAGUUUCUGAUAUGAAUGACAAUCAGGAUUUGUUAUUGUCAAAAGGAGAUUCAAAAUAGAAUGCCAAAAUAUUGAAUUGAUGUCAACGUUAAUAAUGACCAGAGAUGUUAUUUGGUUUUAUUUCAGUUAUUGUCUCUUUGAAAUAAUUAUAAUAAAGAUUUAUUAGCUCC